AUGGGUGGCGAUCCGAGCAGCCCGACCACAUCGUCGUCCACCUCGACGGAGAUCCUACCUGCUGAAUUCCCCGCCGUCUACCAACGGAGCCGACGAUUAACUCGACUCGCCCCCGCCGCUCUUCGACUUUCCCGACGGAUUCCACCACAUCUACGUCGGCGCCUCUCCCUACGGUCUCGACGAGUCGAUGAUCAAGACGAUUCCAAUCUCCCUCUACAGCAGCGACAACUUCCGUAA
Molecule: messenger RNA, 237 nt
Organism: Linum trigynum
Lineage: Eukaryota; Viridiplantae; Streptophyta; Magnoliopsida; Malpighiales; Linaceae
Source: the annotation of a GenBank genome assembly